CGUGACCCAUGCUGAGAGCUACUGGGUUUGCCUCCCAAUACCGGCUCAAACUACAUUACACCGACUUCUCUUUCAUUAACUAUUAACCACUAACUCGCUGGUCUAAAUAAAUAGUCCAUAUACCCAUAAUACCGGUGCCUAGGACAAUAUUAAAUAUUAGUACUGUGGUGCGCUUACAGGAAGGAGAAAUCACCUGAACAAAGAAGGAAUGGCCGCCGAAGAUGCGGAAAAUCGGGAUUUUGUCCACAAAUUGAGAAAAGCAAUAGGUCAUUGUGACGAGACAACCGUACAAAGACUGAUAAAAGGCGGUGUCAAUGUUAAUGGUCGAUAUUGGUAUGACAGUACUCUUCUACAUGAGGCAAUAACCGUGAACAGCCUGCCGAUAGUGUGUACGCUGAUAAAAGCGGGAGCAGACGUACGGGCUGUCAAUCAGGAUCAGCGGACCCCACUGCACAUGGCGUCACGAUCCGGAAGACUUGAUUUGGUUAAGGAACUGGUGAAGGCGGGUGCUAGAGUGAAUGGUCAGACACUGGACGGCAAGACGAGUCUCCAUGUAGCUGUGUGGCGGGGUCAUGUGCAGGUUGUGUUGUGUUUGGUCAAAGCUGGAGCCAAUGUUAACCUACAGGACAGCGACGGGUGGACACCGUUAUGCUGGGCUGCUCGUUUGAACUAUCUGAAGGUGGCUAAAAUACUGAUCGAUCAUGGAGCUUAUAUCAACUACAAGUCAAAGUGUGACCGCACACCGCUCCGAGAAGCCUUCCAGUACUCGCACCUUGCUAUGGCCAGGUUUCUCAUUCUUGAAGGAGCAGACGUCAACUUGAAACCAGACGAUUGCAGUUUUCCUAAACUUCUAGUCCAGAUCAACACACUGUCUCCACCUAUUAUAGAAGAACACCUAAACACACUGGUGUCUGCCGGCUACAAAUUCCACAAAGACCUCUGGGUCAAGACGUGUACAGCAACACCAGAUGAAAAACCAGCCAGGAAGCUGGUGUCAACACCCGAAACAAACAUCAAAGUCUUCAAAGAGUGGUACGAGAACCACCGUGACGUUUUUCCGAAACUGUCGUGUACGUGUCGCACUAGGAUAAGACGAAGACUUGGGUACUGUGUUCAGGGGAAGUCGAUCAGUGCUGCCGUUAAGAGGCUCGAGCUGCCCCAGAUUAUAACAGACUUCUUACUGUUUAAAGGAGAAAUCAGAGAGAUCGACAGUAGCUGAAACAAUAUAGUGCUAAAGCCUGCGGUGGUUGGAAACAAAAACAAAAACACUUUUGAAGAUGAGACAGUGCUUGAAGAUUGAUUGUUCCAGAAGCUGGUUGACAUUGUUUAGAAAUGUUCUGGGUUUUUUUAGUUAUGCUAUAUAUUUGAGACUAUGGUGGUUGAAAAUGCAGUCCUUGAAAUCCAGAACAUCUUGCAAUCAUAAGAACAGAAGAUGGGAGGGUCACUAGUGCCCCCCCCCCCCCCCCCCCCCACCCACCCACCCACCCUGGAAGAAAUGGUCUGUUUUUAUAGUUGUGCUAAAAGUGCAACAUUUUUUAGUCAACAGUAGUUAAAAAUGCAAUAACUGAACUUCAGAUCAUUUUGCCACCAUAAGCAUACGAGAAGGGGUGAUCAGGGGGUCAACUCUCCCCCCCCCACCCCACCCCACCAGUGUUGGAGCAAAUUUUCCCAAUUGGGAGACUUUUGGGCAAAAUGAACUGGCCUGAAAAAUUUAUUUGAUAUUACUGCAAAUACAAACAUUGCUUUAGCCAGUGUUAAUAAAAUUUGUAGAUUUAA
Molecule: messenger RNA, 1776 nt
Organism: Gigantopelta aegis
Lineage: Eukaryota; Metazoa; Mollusca; Gastropoda; Neomphalida; Peltospiridae
Product: serine/threonine-protein phosphatase 6 regulatory ankyrin repeat subunit B-like
Exons: 7
Coding region: 209-1219 (336 amino acids)
Molecular function (GO): protein binding
Source: RefSeq, a predicted model, not a curated record